UUCCUGCUUCCUUAGCUCUGCUGCAUAAUCCAUCUGCAGCGUCAAUAAAAGCAGGAGAAAUCUUUAACUGCAGGGCCGACGUACCCACGGUACAGCAGCGGUACAUCCAGUGUUCCAGUCUCACUGAAGUGUCCUGUCACACCGGCAGGACAACCCAGCGCUGAGCCCUCACACGGGACCUGAGCCGGGUAUCGUAUCUGCACACGUACGUUCACCCUCCUCUCCGCUACUAUUUCGCUUUGGGGCUUUAUCUUCAGCGCAAGACGCCAGAAGCCCUGUCGAGGCUGGUGUGUCUGGCGAACAACCAGCGGUCCCGAGCGGAGCCGACACCGCAAACGCCGAGCAAGGGCUCUGCCCGCCCGGCGGCCCCGCUGGGCGCCUCAGGGAUGAGGCGGGGGCGGCAGCUCAAGACACUCAGAGACUCCGCGCAGAGGAGGGGACGGGUCUCCCCGCUGGUGUGACCGGGGUGACCCCGGGGAGCCCCGCGCUGCGGCCCUUGUCGGGCUCGGCCCGGGCAGGCGGCAGCCCGGACCCUUUUCCCUGAAGCACCUCCCGGGCCCUGGCAACCGCCGCCUGGCAACCGGGCUGCGGGGCUGGAGGAUGAAGCAGGCGCUGGUGGACGACACCGAGGAUGUGUCCCUCGACUUCGGGAGCGAGGAGGAGCUGGCGCUGCGCAAAGCCAGGAUCAGGCACCCACUGGCCACCUUUUUCCACCUGUUUUUCCGAGUGAGUGCCAUUAUUACCUACUUGUUCUGUGACUGGUUCAGCAACAGCUUUGUUGCCUGUUUUGUCACUAUUCUCCUCCUUCUAUCCUUUGACUUUUGGUCAGUUAAGAACGUGACAGGAAGACUCCUGGUUGGUUUGCGUUGGUGGAACCAGAUUGAUGAAGAUGGAAAAAGCCACUGGGUGUUUGAAGCAAAAAGGGUGCCUGCAAUAGCUGCCUCAACUGAAGCUGAAGCUCGAAUCUUUUGGCUUGGUCUCAUUAUUUGCCCCGUUAUCUGGACAGUGUUUUUCUUCAGCACCUUGUUCUCCCUGAAGCUGAAAUGGCUGGCUCUUGUGAUAGCUGGGAUCUCCCUCCAGACUGCUAAUUUAUAUGGCUACAUCCACUGCAAAUUAGGGGGCCAGAAAAGCAGCAGCAGAGGACCUUCGAGGUUUUUUGUCACAGCAGAUGCUCCCAAGAGGCAGCCGAGGAGCACGGCCCAGGACCGCACUGAAGAACGGGCGAAGACAGGCACUAGAUAAAUCUAAAAGGAGCAGUAAAAAUACUCAUUUAUGAAAAUUGUUCUUCACGUGAAUGUAUUUAAGUAAAACUUUUGAAGAAUCCUGCCUGCAUGAAACCGUAAGGAAUUUAUGUCAUUUGCGUUUGAGUCUUCAGUUUCUGAAAGGUUUGGAGCCCUUAAGUUUCACCAAAAAGCAGUUUGUAUAGGCACCAAAGCAAUAUUUAUGGUUUAUACAGAGCACACUUCUUUAAGUAAAAAUAAAUAAAUCUGUCAACUAACCUGAAACUGUUGGAUUAUCUUAACCAGGAAUUAGAAUGUAAUCAAAACAUGAUGCUCAUUGUUUAAUUUGGGAACUACACUAAACAGAAAUCCAACUGCCUUUCCCUCUUGUACACAAUACUGAUUUCUUAAAGCUUCGAUUCCUCAAUAAAAAGAAGAAUCACAAUCACAAAGGGCCUCUUAGUUAUUAAAGAUACCAAAGGUUUACUUUUUAGGGUUGAGUAGAAGAACGAACAAAAGUCAUGUAGCAUAUUCACACAGUACUUAUGUGAAGCAGACGGUUAUGUAUAAACAGUUAAAAUAUCUUAUUCUCAUACCUGUAAUAAAUAAAAUAUUGCACUUGUGCUAUAAUUAA
Molecule: messenger RNA, 1854 nt
Organism: Columba livia (rock pigeon)
Lineage: Eukaryota; Metazoa; Chordata; Aves; Columbiformes; Columbidae
Gene: TVP23A
Product: trans-golgi network vesicle protein 23 homolog A
Exons: 7
Coding region: 601-1242 (213 amino acids)
Biological process (GO): vesicle-mediated transport; protein secretion
Cellular component (GO): Golgi membrane
Source: RefSeq, a predicted model, not a curated record